Pedinophyceae sp. YPF-701 is the source of this 3105-nucleotide messenger RNA. Lineage: Eukaryota; Viridiplantae; Chlorophyta; Pedinophyceae. The record is from the annotation of a GenBank genome assembly.
AUGCCGGACCGUAAGCUCACGUUCGAGGCUUGGGUGUCGACGACCGAUGGCUGCAAGUCCGGCACGCUCUUGUCGUACGCGGUGCCGUCGAACGAGAAGGACCGGCUGAAGAGGUCUGCGGACAUGAACAGCUUCGUCGUGUGGGACGUGACGAACCUCGCCGUGUGCCCGCACUUCUCGUACCUCAACCUGGUGCCUGACGUCAACCAACAGUCGUGCCGGGCUCAGUACGGAGACACCGCGACCGUCCACACGGCGAGCCUGGUGGACCAGGAAGGCGCGUGGAAGCACGUCGCGGUCACGUGGGACGCCGACCGCAACGGCACGACGCAGAUCUUCGUCAACGGCCUGCGCGUGGCGCACGCAGAGAGCGGGCACACUGACAGCCUCCCUCCGGGGGGCUCGCUCGUCCUCGGCGGCGAACAGGACUGUUACGGGGGCUGCACGGAGGAGAAGCAGGCCUUCUUCGGGCAGCUGGACGAAGUGCGCAUCUGGAGGACCGUCCGAUCGCAGGAUGAGAUCUGGCAGAACAUGCGCGGCGGCGCUGGGGUGGCCGGGCAACACGACCUCGUCGCGUACUGGAAGUUCAACGACCCGGACAACGACGGCGGCAUCUACGUCGCGCACGCGGCCGCGGCGGACAGCAGCGGCCGCGGCAACGACCUCCCGCUGGUGAGGCCGCCGCAGCUGUCUAACGUGGCGGUGGCGCUGCCGAACGGCGGGGGCACGCUGGCGCGGCACGCGCGGUUCGACAACUCGCUCGCGCUGAGCGGGGCGGCGCACGACGGCGUGGUGCCGCGCGGGGACGUGUCGGUGGAGUUUUGGGCGAAGAUCCCCGGGGUCGAGAACCACGAGGCUGUCAGGACGAUCAGCACGCGGGAUCGCCUGGAAGCGCGCCACGCGAUGCUGUCGUACGCGACCACGGUGCGGCGCGACCGCCACGACCCGAACGCAGCCCUGGACCCCGACAUGUCCAUGUUCGCCGACGACGCCAUCCUGAUCGUGAGGAAAGACACCGAAUACAACGCCACGAGCGACUUUGCGCAAGCGCGGGCGGUGCAGACGGCGGGCAGCGUGUACGUGCACAUCAACUCCAACGCGGACGGCCACGGCGGGCGCAACAAGAACUGGGUCGCUUUCGAGACGCGGUGGCUCGACGGAGCCUGGCACCACGUCGCGGUGACGUGGCAGAAGCAGACGGGGAUGACAAAGCUGUACUUCGACGGCGAGGAGAAGCAGGCCUUCUGGCGGUCGAAGGACGGCGCGACCGACGUCAAGCCCGGCGUCGAGAGCAGCAUCAGCGCGGGCACCGAGCGCGACCGCACCGGCUCCCUCGCGCUCGGACAGGACCAGGACUGCUUCGGAGGCUGCUUCGCGCCGCGCCAGGCCCUCCACGGCGCCCUCGGCCGCGUCCGCAUCUUCGGCACGGUCCUCUCGGCCGAAGAAGUCGCCAGCGCUCUGCGCACCGACACCCAGGACCUGCCCAAGGCGAUCCUGACGGCCAGAGCCCUCUCGUACGACAUGGACCCGGUCGACGUGCGCGGCACCGAGCUCCUCAGGGACUCCGGCGCCUCCGCGAUGCACCUCACGCUCACGUCGCCCGGCCCCACCUGGGAGUACUCCACCGCUCCGCUCGACGCCGAGGACGGCGGCGGGGCGGCGCCGAUGCCGGUCGCCGGCGGCGCGGGCCACGCGCUUGCGUUGUCGGGCAGACAGGCGCUGAUGCUGCCGCGGUUCGUCGGGUUCCCCGCGACGGCGCUGACGCUGGAGUUCUUCAUCAAGAGUGCGUCGCGGUGCUCGAUGGGCGCGGUGUUCUCGUACGCGACGGGGGACGAGUACGGCAAGGACGAUAACUCGUUCCUGUUGUUCAACCACCGGGACUGGGGCGUGUCUGUCAUGGAGGACGAGGGCACUUUUGCGGACCACACCGCGGGCAUCGGGGCCAACGACGGGGCGUGGCACCACAUCGCGGUGACGUGGGAGUCUGCCUCGGGCCGCGUCUACCUCUACGACAACGGCCGGCUCGUGUGGAGCGUGCUGCGCGGCAAGGGCAGGACCAUCCCCUCGGACGGCACGCUCGUGGUGGGGCGGGAGCAGGACUGCCGCGGGGGGUGCUUCGACAGCGGGCCGGGCGCGGAGGGUGACACGUCGUCCGGGGCGGCGGAGUGGGGCUCGCAGGACCUCGUCGGCAGCGUCGAUCAGAUGCGGCUGUGGAGUCGUGCACUGUCCCACCAGGAGAUCCUCGACAACGUCGCGUUGGACGAAGCGCGGACUGCGGGUUCCAAUUUUUCCAAGCCGGGCGUGGAUCCGAGCAGCAAGGGCCUGGUUGCGUACUGGCGGAUGGACGAGGGCGAGGGCUACGUCGUGCGCGACGUCACGGGCCACGGGCACGACCUGCGCAUGGCCUCGGAGCCGCGCUGGGUGGUGACGCGCUGGUUCUCAAUCUGCGGGGACGGCGUGCGGCAGGGAAGCGAGGAGUGCGACACGGGGCUCGACGCGACCGGCGGGUGCGACGAGCGCUGCCGCGUCCGCUCGGGCUGGUGGUGUGUGGGCGACCACCCCAGCGUGUGCUUCAAAGGCGCUGCGGGCGACGACACGGACACGGACGACGACAGCGACGACGAGGACGGCGGUGCGGGUCACGGGCACGCGGGGUCGCGCCGCUUCUUGCUCGUGGCCGCGCUGGUGAUCGUCGCGGGGUUGGCGGUGUUCGUUGCCGUCGCUGGGGGUUGCGGGAGGGCGGCGGUGAAUGGCGCUCGUGACGCGUGCUCGGAUCUCGCACGGUGGGCCUCGCGGACGGCCCGGGACAUGCGCAGGCCGCGGGCAUACGAGCGGGGUCUCGACGACCUCGAGGCCGACAACGCGGCGCCUGAUUUCUCCCAGAGCGUCGGGCAGCCGCUCGCAAGCCGCGGCGGGUACGCAGCGAUCCCUCACGCCGGCUGGGGCACGCCGGGCACGCCGCAGCGCGAUGCGUGGGGACGCGCGGGGCGUGACAAGCGCGAGGCGCCCCACAGCCCGGAAGGGCGCGGGUUGCUGCAUGAUGACGCAUCGACAGCGUCGGAGGAGCAGACGCCACCGCACAAGGGCGCGAAGCCCGAAGGGUGA